This is a messenger RNA of Pyricularia pennisetigena, 510 nucleotides long. RefSeq lists its product as uncharacterized. The transcript is spliced from 2 exons. Bases 1 to 510 code for a protein of 169 amino acids. Lineage: Eukaryota; Fungi; Ascomycota; Sordariomycetes; Magnaporthales; Pyriculariaceae. The record is from RefSeq and is a predicted model, not a curated record.
AUGCAAUCCGCAUCUAGGAGUUGGCCAAAUGAAGGCUCUUCAGUCACCCGUGUCUACUUCCAAGUCAAGCUGAACCCCGUUGCUCACGCCAUAGUCCUCAAGCGACAACUGAUCUUUAAACGGUCUCUCGCCCUGCCGCUUGAGCAAGAUCUCGUGCGGCUCGCGUCCGAUGCGGGCGGCAACCAUGAUUUUGAACUCGCGAACCUUGUCCGAGGCGAAGCAUGGGAUGGCUGCCUUGGUGCCGAGACGGUCGUUGAUGUGAACGACAAUCAUCUCCUCGCCGGGUCCGGAGGGUGCAGGGGCUGCAGGGGCAGGGGCUGCCGAGGACGACGCCGACGGCCUGCUGCUGCGGUCUUGGUCCCUCCUUUGAUUGUAUAUGCGGUCGUCACGGCUGUCUCUCCCUUGAUGGUCGCGGUCUCGGUCUCGAUCCCGGUCCCGACCUCGACGCGGCGACCGGUUCCGGUAGCCGCGCUCCAAAGUUCCGCCACGACGAUUAUCUUCCUCGCCUAG